Megalobrama amblycephala (Wuchang bream) is the source of this 3057-nucleotide messenger RNA. RefSeq lists its product as uncharacterized. The coding region runs from base 1970 to 2725 and encodes 251 amino acids. The transcript is spliced from 3 exons. Lineage: Eukaryota; Metazoa; Chordata; Actinopteri; Cypriniformes; Xenocyprididae. The record is from RefSeq and is a predicted model, not a curated record.
AUAUAUGUCACAAAUAUGUUCAAUUUAUAUAUUCCAAUUUAUUUAAACAACAUACAUACAAACAUUUUACAUGCUUGUUUGCCGUAUUAAUUCCUUAUGUUUUCAUUAUUUGUACAGACUGAACUUUUAACAAGUCAACACAAUCCACAUUUCAUUUCAAUUUCUAUCCCAUUUUAGAAUUAGCACAAUUUUUUAAAAACUUGAUUUAUUUUACAUAUUUAUUUUACCUUAUCUUAUAGCUCACACAAACUGUUGUAAAAAAACAAAUGAAAUGAAAAUAAAGAUCUAACCCAACUUCAAACUAUUUUAAUUAAAUGACUUAUUUAAUCAUUUUGUAUGGUUUAAAUUAAUUUUGUUGUUGUUGUUAUUUGACAUUACUGUGAUCUAAACCAAGAGUUACAUAAUGAAAAUAGUAUGCUUAAUGCUUACUGAUUAUUGAAUAAAGCGUUUAGAUUUGACCUAAGAGACAAACAAACAAACAAAAAUGCUAGAAACACUUUCAGUAUGCAUUUCAGGCCUUGCGUUUAGGAUGCUACACAGUUACGUCAUUGCGCGCGCCCAAAUUCAAACGUAAUCAAAAGACCGCCAAUUUCGCCAAAUUACGCGCAUUCAGGAUAGAGACCAACGGUCCACGGCUGUUCGCACUUGUCGACUGGAAACAAGAAUGGAAUGAAAAUUGGAGCAUUGUUCCAACAUCACACAUAAAAAAAACUUAGACAAUGAUGAUUUCUUGGAUGGACUGGAUGACAGAUCUGAUUUAACUGAGUGGAGAGGUGGACUGAAGAAAAAACCUCAAAGCGGAUGGCAUUUGUACGAGAAAAUGGUGCAUAAAGUUGCAGGUAAUUUUUGAUUUUUUUUAAGUAUAAUUCACACAUUGAUAUUGCACGGAGAAUACAUUUGAAAUGAUCGCCAAACUGCAUGAGCCAUUGAUUUACCAAACUACUGGUCAGGGUAACGUUAGCCCAGCUUACUAGCUCGGUAAGAAGAACAGAUCGGUUAGUUGAGCAGAAAUUAACCGUGUUACGUUUUUUAAAUUUCUCUAUUACUGCAUAAUUGUGUGCGUUGUAUGUUCAUAUUUAACAGCUAACGUUAACUACGAGUAGAUUAUUAGACUGAAGUGCAUAAUUCUAUGAUCUUUAAAUGUUUAUGUGAGAAUAAUAUCUUUAAAAAGUAAUAUUUUAGCGGCCAGACACAUGUAGUGGAGAAAUAAAAAUGCAUGACUGUUAACUACACUGUGUUUCACAGACAGGCCUAAGCCAGGAUUAGGCCUUAGUUCAAUAUGAAUAUUUAAGUAGUUUUUAUGAACGUACACUAGAGAGAGGGGGAAAAAAACCAUUACUUGUGUGCAUCUUGUGACGGAACAAUGGCUUAGACAUGAUUUAAGAUAUAUCAGUACAAGUUUCUUUCAGUUAAAACAGCUCAAACAUGCAUUUUAGUCUAGGGCUAGCUUAAGCCUUGAGGUGUUUAAAAAAUAUAGCCCUAGUUGUAACUUUUGCUUUAGAUUCUACACUUUGUAUUCCCCUUUUUUCCCCAUAGGCUACGUUUACAUGCACCCAACUUGUAAUCGGAUUGAAGGCUCAAUCGGAUUGAAAAACGUUCAUGUAAACACCUUAAUCGAUCCGAUUGAGCUCGAUCCGAAUGAAAUUUCAAUCGGAUUGGAAGGGGUGCUUUAUUCCUUUUCUAAUCCGAUCCAACAGCAAAAAAUGACCAUGUAAACGCUUGAAUCCGACUACUUUCUCAAUCGUAUUCAGAAGUGUCUGGGGCACAUGCGCAGUAACACUUAUUACGCAGCGCGCAAACUCACGUUCACGUUCACGUCUUUAGUUGGGAAGAUGGCGGCGGGUGGAAAAAACUCGACGACGGAGGAAACAAACUAUUUACUAAUCGUAUUAAAAGAGAAAAAAUAGUGGAGAGACUGGACAGAAGAAAGGUCCGCAAUAACGAGCUGUUUAAGGAGGUGUUUGAAGAAAUGCAGAUUGCAGGUUUCAGUCGAACAAUCGAGCAAAUCAAAAACAGAUGGAAGUUACUAAAAACGGCGUUCUUCAAAGCUAAAUCACAGAAUGGUAAAAGUGGUAGUGACCCGUCCGAUUUUCCGUUUUACGAAAUUAUUGAUUCAUUUAUGGGAGAGCGUCCUAUUGCAAACCCUGAGGAUAACGGCGUGGAUGUCCGCUUCUCCGAGGACUUGCCCUCGGAAGACACGACCAACAGUCCAGAUUCAUACUCCGAGGACAAUAUAGACAGCCCUUUUGAUGAAGCUUCUAUGGCGUCUUCCAGUAGUGAAAUCACCCCAGGUUUACAUGAAGAGACCUCUUCACAGGGGCCACGAAAGAGAAAAGGACCUACAUCAAGAAUAACUUCUCGCUAUGAAAAAGCUAUAAAGAUGUGGUCAUUUGAGCAGCAGACCUUUCUGGAAAAGAUGCAGGAGACUCAAAAUGUGUGGAUGGAACAGCAACUGCAAAGAAACCAGGAACAUGAAGAGAGGCUCCUCAUGACACUAGUUGAGGAACAUUCCAGAUCAAAUGAACGGCUUGUAGGACAACUGCUUUCAGGUCUUAGUGGCAUCUUACACCAAACAUCAGCACUACACAUGCAGACGAAUCGUAUCCUGAUGUUCCGCCCCCAUCCCCAAACGCAGCACUCAUAUGCAGAAACAAGGGGUCAUUCUUCAAAAAAUACUCCACACAACGCUGACACUACUAGCAUGUACACAUUUAUGAAUCUGUGAUAAUCUGUGUUCAAUUGUAGCCUAAGGAAACAGACAUUCCUUUUGUAAAAUGUUUAUUUCACAACAGUUAUUGUUCAACACAUUUAGUUUACAUUUGAAACAUGUUUACACAGGUCACACAGAUCUUUUUGAUAAGCACUUUAAGCUUGCUUUAUUGAAAUGCUGCAGAUUAUAGACUGUAGUUAAGAAAAAGUUAACAGUACUGUUCGCAGUGGUUUCUGUUUUUGUGAUGUCAUACUGCAGUUUAUAUUUACUAAAAGAUUAUUUUAAAGUGUGUGAAAAGAAAAUACAGGGCAGUACUGUACAAAAUUUACAAUAAAUGGUUUAUUCAC